UAAGAAGUUUACAUUAUUUCAGGAUCCAAGCCUCCACAGACUACCAUAACUUCCCCAUCUAGGCCCUAAUUGUGGCGCAAUCACAGCCGAACAUUUUAAAAAUAUACAGAGGAAUAUAUUUCAGCGGAUAAAAAGCUAAGUAUCAAAAGUGACACGCGGGCGGUUUUCGAAAAUAAGUGCACAUGAGAUCGUAACAAACAUAGUGACUGAUCGGUUAUUAAUCUUUAUUAUUUUAUCUGAAAAUAUGUACGAAGAUAUACCGCACAGAAAAUGCUGGAAUGUUUGUAUUUCAUCGUAUGAAAAAGUAAGUCACCGUUAAUAUAAAUUAACAUUAUUUAUUUUUGAAAAGAAUGUAGCUUAUUCAGUGUCUGUAUCUUUCAGAUGUUAAAUUGCAAUAAUUACCAAACAAAACCUUAUUUAUUCGUAUACUGUUGAACUAAAUAAAAUCCAACAUCCAUCCAUUAUUUACGGGAUAGAUUCAAAUCUACCACACUCGGUUACGGUUUAACUGCUGCCGCCUGGGUGAAGAGGCCGCGCCCUCUUUGCUUUGUCGCUUUCUGAUUGGCUAAAUCUUUUGCCACUGACAUUCUUCGACUGGCAGUACCAAACAACCUUUCAGAAAAUCUGCUGAAAGCGGCUUCUCUCCGUGUAUGACAUGCACGUUCUUUGCUCCUCAAUAAACGAUUUCUUCCGCACCUAAACGAUUUGGAUCUUACUUUUGUUAUGGAUACAUGCGGGCGGGAAUGCAGAUAGGAAUUUCUUGGCAUGAGCUAUGAUUUAGCUGGGUCAAGCCAGUGCCGGGAGUCCGUGAUGAGCAGCAACCAGGGGCGGAGCUUCAUCAACCCUCUUGUUCAAAGUAAGAUGGAAGGAGCUGUUGGCACUGCGGUCCCUCUGGCGCUCCGGAAAACAGAUAGCCUCCCACACUAUUCCCACGACAAAGUUUUACCGAUCGGUAGGGGCUACUUUUCUUACUCCCUCAGUGGACAAGAUCCUCUUGACUUUAAUGCUCUAUGGGACUCGUCUAAGACCUGCGUGAGAAAUGGAUCAAGCCCAGGGAUUCACCCAUCGGCCACCGAGGGGUCAAUUGCAAUUCCUGGCAUUUACAGGCCCGAAAAUGUAUCUUUCCCUAUGGAUGGUGGUGGCAGCCGCUCUGCUGGACCGCAAAGGUUGACUUAUUAUGCCAGCAGUCCCAGACAUCACAGUCCCAGUCAUCACAGUCCCAGACAUCACAGUCAUCACAGUCCCAGACAACACAGUCCCAGACAUCACAGUCCCGCUACUGGGGUCAUCUCGCCAGUGGCUGUUCCAAAGAGCCGCAUUGUAUCUUCAACAGAUGCAGAGGGCUGUGUCGGAUUGGCUGUUCCAAAACCAGUGUAUGGUCAUAGCCCCUGCUGCACAGAGCGUGGAUGCGUUCAUAACUACGGUGUGGAACACGGCGCGCAUAGGAUGUCUCCACGCAUAUAUGAUGACGAAUGGGCUGCACAUUUUAGCCGCCUGGCGUACUUGCAUAAAAAGGGCCAGGAGGCCUUGGCACAGCAGAGGGCUUUGCAGUUAGAGCGUGGUGCAGAGGGAAUACCUUUAAAGGAUGGAAAGACUGAUGGUUACCAUGGUAUCAAUACAAAUGGUCCUGGGAGAUCGCUUCCUUUAAUGGAACCAAGCCACAGCGCCUAUACAUACAACACCGCACAUCCAUAUAUCGCCACGUCAGAGUACUGUCAACGUGCCCCAAUCCCCUUACAAAUACACAGAGGUCUCCCCGCUGCUUAUGACCCGAGGAUAUUGACGCAUCGUGGCGUCCCUCCUAAGGUAUAUCCGGAUCGUCCUUAUGUUCAUAAAUACACACAGAUACCUCCGUGUUCCAGUGUGUACUACGAGGCGUACCGAGCCGAUCCCAAUGCUGUUACUGCAGAACAUGCUCAGCAUAAUCACAUGGCUCAGUUUCAUUCACCCCAGCCUGAUCUGUCCAAUUUGUCAACAUCAUGCUCUGUUGUUCCCCCACGCCAUCCACUGAUCUCAAAAUUCCCAACCUACCAUCCAUACGGAGUGAGAUUAAAUACUAACCAGGCCCUCCUGCACGAGAGGCCUUUAUCCAUACAUCAAUCUGAGCGACCACUUGAUUUCUCCCUAAGAAGGGUGCAGACACCUGACUCCACUCAGGAGCUUUGUAGACAGUCUGGAACUCCUGGGGCUUUCCACCCCACACAGGCCAACUACAGACAUCCUAACAGCGCAGUCGCUGAGAGACCUUUUGACUAUUCUGAGAUGUCUGGAACCGGCUUCCUUGCAAAUGGCUGUAAAGGACUCGCCACUAUUCCAAAAUCUUACGAAAAAGAACACCGGCAUGGUGGUUCACCCCGUAAAGAUUCGCUACCUAAAAGACACAGAGACGAAAGUGAUAAUGGUAAUGAAAUUGAUGUACCCGUUAAAAAGCAAAAGACUGUAGCAACAGAGCAACCAGAAGAGUCACACCCCAGCCCACCAAUGCCAGUCAUUAAUAAAGUUUUCAGUUUGGCUCCUUAUAAAAUGUAUUUUGAAGCGACAGGUAUGAUGUCUCCGCAGGAGAAUUCAGGAAGCCCACAACCUGAGCCAGCACGGCUUAAAAAAGAACCAGAUAUUCAAAGUAGAGAUCAAGAAGCAAAUUCUUGUGAAAAUAAUCUCGGCCCAAAAGGGAAAGCGUUGCCGGCUAACAGUAACAGUCAAGCUGAAACAGAAGAGAUCAUAAACAUCAAAAAAGAAAAACUGGAUCCAGAUGAAAUGGCUUAUCAGUCGGAAAUAAAAGUGUGCGUCAUUGAGGAGAUGAACAACACCGUUUCGGUCAAAGAAGAGCAGGGGGAGUUGGAAGAAAGUAUGUCUGGCUCUGUGCCUGAAAACAUUGUGAGAAAUGAUCUGAACAGCGAUCCGCCCUUAGAAGGAAAGUCUGAAUCUUGUCAGACCGAGAAUGCUGUGAAAGAAUUCCCUGCUCCAUUUACUAAAUACUCCCUCGGUAAAAUCCCACCUCAUUGCCUUAAAUUGUCCAAUUUUAAGAUAGUCAUCCCCGAAAUCCUAAGAGCUUCCACAACCCAACCUGUCGACGUUCCUCAAUCUCCCGUGGAGGUCAAGCCCAUCAUAAGCAGCAGCAAACAAGCCCGUCACCAGUUUAUGGAGCUUCACCAGUCCCUCUGUAGACUUGUACAUAGUUUUGUUACUCACACACCCUGUCAAGAGCUCAAGGACUGGUUAUGCAAACUGAACCUUCAAGAGUCGUCCUCUCAUCCAAGCAAACCCCAGAAAGUGUCUUGCCUCCUAGGAUUGAAAAUAAGGGAAGUGUGGCUGAAAAGUGAGGAGACUUUGAUGGCUCUUCGAAAGGUGAUCUGGCAGCUUCAGAAGUACAUGGAAAGUCGUGAAUGUCCCUUUCCUCAUGUCAUGAGGGCCGGCGCUGUGUUCAUUCCUAUGCUGGUGGUGAAAGAGGUUCUGUUUCCUCAGGUUCAGGGAACUUUCAUAGACCAGGUCCUCCAAGAGCAUCGGGUGGAGCUCAGGCCCACCACACUGUCAGAGGAGAGACAGCUGACUCAGCUUCACAAAAAAGCAUUUUCUUCUAAACUCAGGAGGCUCUUGUCUCUUAAACACCUGCCAGAUAUCUAUCCUGAUGUUCUCAACCUUCUUUACUACGUCAGCGUCUGCAAGUUCCUUGAUUCCACUGCUACAGAUGGUGUCCAAAAAUUGCCAAGGAGCAAAAACACGCUUGACAUUCAAGAGAGAGAGUACGGACAGCUCAGAUGACUCUACUAGUCGUGUGAACGGCCCAGAUGAAUUCUACCUCAAGUC
Molecule: messenger RNA, 3804 nt
Organism: Triplophysa dalaica
Lineage: Eukaryota; Metazoa; Chordata; Actinopteri; Cypriniformes; Nemacheilidae
Gene: prmt2ip
Product: chromosome 14 C15orf39 homolog
Exons: 5
Coding region: 766-3759 (997 amino acids)
Source: RefSeq, a predicted model, not a curated record